GACUUCGGUGUUGGACGCACAGUCAAGAGUCAUUAUUUUUCAGGAAAUCGCGAGGAACCGGAAGAAAAUCUUCCAAUUCGGCAUGCGGAAACCCUAGCAACUACGCCAGAUCAAAUCACUGCUCAAGAGAGCAGGAAUGGUGAAUAAUCAGAUGAACAGUGAUAAUCAGUACUACAAUCCGAUCACACUGCUGAACCAAAUGACGUCCGAGCCGUACUACUUCUUCCAUUUCCUCGUCUUCUUCUCGUACAUCCCCGUCCGCGUCUCCGCCUACCAAGUCCUUUCCUUCACCUCCUCAUCCCAUCUUCUUCACCGGGAAAUCCAAGCAUUUUUUGCAUUUUCCGUACUAACUGUUGUUAAGCUGGUGAAAGAAGAGACAUGGGAAGGCUUCAUUGCUGAAACUUUAUUUUUCGCAAAGAUAUUUCUCGUUGGCAUCGCUUCAGUCAUUGAUUAUCACCUGGCUCUCUGGUACAUGUUGGCAUUUCUAGUUAUAUAUAUUUCAACACAGCAACCUGCCUACCAAGGGCUAGGUACUUCAAAUCAAUUGACACCAUUGCAGUUGGAAGCCUUGCUGACAGAGGGGAACACAUCAAGAUUCUGGUUGGUAGAAUUUCGUGCGUCCUCUUUGACAACAUGUGUUCGUACCAGUCGCUUCAUUCCUGAAUUAUCCAUUACAUAUGCAAACAAAAAUUUAUCUUUUGGGAUUGUUGAUCUUGGUCUCUUCCCCAAUGUUUCAGAAAAGUUUGGGAUAUCUCUAGGGAGCAACGACAAACUUCCGAUGUAUAUAUUAUUUGAGAAUGCAGUGGAGGUUACACGUUUUCCUGAGAUGGACUUACAUGCAAAAAUUUCUAAUCCUUCUAUAACAAAGAAACUUAUUUGUCAGCAUUUCGAGCUUGAUUGGCACCUUCUCAAUUACAUCAAUGGUAAAUAGGUGAAUGAUUCGGACAUUAUUAUGCAACAGAGUUUUCAUUUUCAGAUUGUUAUUUUUAAUUUUGUUACGUUACAACUUCUUGUAUGUUGCAAACUGCCAUGGUCGUAAUAUCAAUGUUUGAUUGUUGGAAACA
Diospyros lotus (date-plum) is the source of this 1064-nucleotide messenger RNA. RefSeq lists its product as uncharacterized. The coding region runs from base 137 to 931 and encodes 264 amino acids. The transcript is spliced from 10 exons. NCBI's taxonomy places the organism in Eukaryota, Viridiplantae, Streptophyta, Magnoliopsida, Ericales, Ebenaceae. The record is from RefSeq and is a predicted model, not a curated record.